GCGCAGAUAAUUUCCAUUGUAAAACGGACCCCACGGCUCACCUUUUUGUUCUUUUCCUUUCCUCCUCUCUACCUUCCUUUCUCACCUGAAUUUUCCCUCACUUUCCUUCUUCCAAACACAUUCCUCCGCUUCUUAACUUUCUCACCAACCAAACACUCUUUUUCUUCUCCAUCUUUUUUUUAUUUAGAAAAACACACAGGACACAGCAAAAAAUCACAAUGACUUUGAUAUAAAGAAAAACGUCAAAAUUAACUAACAGCGUGCCUGCCUGCCCAUGGGUGCGUCUCUGUCAAACUUAACGGAAGCGACGGCGGUGAAUGGCGGUCCAGGUCUAGGAGAUAUUCCAGAGAGCUGUGUAGCGUGUGUAUUUACAUAUUUAACCCCGCCGGAGAUUUGCAAUUUAGCUCGACUCAACCGCGCCUUCCGCGGCGCUGCUUCGUCGGAUUCCGUUUGGGAGAAGAAAUUGCCGGUUAAUUAUCAAGAUCUGCUAGAUUUUUUGCCUCCUGAACGCUACCAUAAGCUCUGUAAAAAAGACAUAUUUGCCAUCUUAUCCAGACCUGUGCCCUUUGAUGAUGGCAAUAAGGAGGUGUGGAUAGAUAGAGUUACAGGGAGGUUAUGUAUGUCCAUUUCAGCUAAAGGAAUGGCAAUUACUGGAAUUGAGGAUCGUAGAUAUUGGAAUUGGCUUCCUACUGAAGAAUCUAGAUUUCAUGUCGUGGCCUAUUUGCAGCAAAUAUGGUGGUUUGAAGUGGACGGGGUUGUAAAGUUUCCUUUUCCUGCUGAUAUCUAUACCCUAACCUUUAGGCUUCAUCUCGGAAGAUAUGCCAAGAGGUUGGGACGUCGUGUGUGUAAUUUUGAACACACCCACGGUUGGGCUAUUAAACCAGUACGAUUUGAGCUGUCUACCUCUGACGAUCAGCAAGCAUUUUCUGAAUGUUGUUUAGAUGAGACUGAACAAGAUGAAGCGAAUGGCAGUCAUAAACGUGGAUGCUGGAUAGAAUACAAGGUUGGCGAAUUUGUUGUCACUGACUCUGAACCUCCCACUGAGGUCAGAUUUUCAAUGAAACAGAUUGAUUGCACACAUUCGAAAGGCGGGCUUUGUGUAGAUUCAGUUUUCAUUGUACCAAGUGAUAUCAGAGAUCGGAGAAAAAGAGGGGUUCUCAAAUAGCAAGAAAAGUGAAGGUGGUGUUGUUCAUUAUUGUCAAUUAUACCUGAAGUUUGUAGUUGGGUUUUCUCAUACGGCUUAUACUUCUGUAGGUAUUUCUUGCUUUAAAUCUCACCAUAUUUUAAUUUUCAACUAGGUUUGUGUUCUCCGUAUUAAUGUAAUUCUGUUGCUGUAUUUGAUCCAGUUUUGUUUCAUUUUACCCCACUUCAGUUGGAAUUAAAAGAAAAUGCUUUUAUUUGUC
Molecule: messenger RNA, 1403 nt
Organism: Mercurialis annua (annual mercury)
Lineage: Eukaryota; Viridiplantae; Streptophyta; Magnoliopsida; Malpighiales; Euphorbiaceae
Product: F-box protein PP2-A15
Exons: 3
Coding region: 275-1165 (296 amino acids)
Molecular function (GO): protein binding
Source: RefSeq, a predicted model, not a curated record